AUGGCCCACGAAUUUAACCCUAAACUAUUGGAAGAAAUCGCUGAAAACCAUGGCACACCCACUUGGAUUUAUUCAGCCGAGAAAAUCCGGGAAAAGAUUGCGCAGCUGAAGCGGUUUGACGUCAUCAGAUUCGCGCAGAAAGCCUCAUCAAACUUGAACAUUUUGAAGUUGAUGAAGAAUGCUGGAGUCUUUGUGGAUGCCGUGUCGUUUGGGGAAUUUAAGAGGUCGCUCAAGGUUGGCUACGAGCCAAAAACAAAGCCCGGCCAAGCUGAAGAAGUCGUCUACACGGCAGAUCUCGUAGAUUUGGAUACCUUGAAAUUUUUGAAGGACCAUGAAGCUACCAUUAAUGCGGGUUCUCUUGACAUGCUGCGCCGAAUCGGGCAGAAUUCACCCGGAAAUCGCGUCUGGGUUCGCAUUAAUCCGGGUAAUUUUUACGGUUUUGGCCAUGGACACAGCCAAAAAACCAACACUGGCGGCCCGCAGAGCAAGCACGGCAUUUGGGUCACGGAUUUUCCGGAAGUUCUGAAUAUCGCCGCGGAAUUCGGGCUAAAACUCGUUGGAAUCCAUAUGCACAUCGGCUCUGGGGUCGACUAUUCGCACUUGAAAGAGGUCUGCAACGCAAUGACCGAGCUGAUAAAGAAAAUUCGCCUGGAAAUUGAACCUGGUCGAUUUUUGAUGGCUGAAUCGGGAAUGCUGAUUGCGAGGGUUCAGGCAAUUCAAAGACGUCCGGGCAGCUAUGAUUUCCUGUUAAUUGACGCCGGCUUCAGUGAUCUGAUGCGCCCAGCGCUAUACGGAAGCUACCACGAAAUCUCGAUUCUGAAUGCGGAUCAGAAUGGAGAAAUGAUUGAGUACGCCAUCGCCGGCCCGUUAUGUGAGUCCGGGGAUGUCUAUACGCAGGAAGAGGGCGGAGUGGUGACGACGAGAAGCCUUCCAGAAGCAAAGGUUGGCGAUCUCUUGAUAGUGCACACCACCGGUGCCUACGGUGCCUCGAUGUCGUCAAAUUACAACACAAGACCCCUAGCUGCGGAAGUACUCGUCGAAAACGAUGCGCCACGCCUGAUCCGACGUCGUCAAACCGUUGAGGAAUUGUUGAAAUUAGAGGUUUUU
Molecule: messenger RNA, 1107 nt
Organism: Mesorhabditis spiculigera
Lineage: Eukaryota; Metazoa; Nematoda; Chromadorea; Rhabditida; Rhabditidae
Source: the annotation of a GenBank genome assembly